Messenger RNA from Rangifer tarandus platyrhynchus (Svalbard reindeer), 429 nucleotides. NCBI's taxonomy places the organism in Eukaryota, Metazoa, Chordata, Mammalia, Artiodactyla, Cervidae. The record is from the annotation of a GenBank genome assembly.
AUGCUGAGCAAACUCCACAAAACAACUCUGAUCACUAGCAGAGGACAUCAGGCACCCAGAAAAGCAGCCCAUUGUCUUCGAAAGGAGGUAGGACAAAAUAUAAAAGAUAAAAAGAGAGACAAAAGAAUUAGGGACGGAGAUCCAUCCCGGGAAGGGAAUCUUAAUAGAGGAAGUUUCCAAACACCAGGAAACCCUCUCACCAGCGGGUCUGAUGGAAGUUUUCGAAUCUCGGAGGGCAACCUAACCAGGAGGAAAAAUAAACAAAACCCACAGAUAACAAGCCUAAAAGCAACUCCCAGCAGAAAAGUACCCCAGAUGCCCACAUCCGCCACCAGCAAGUCGGGGCUGAAUGGAGAGGAGCAGGCGGCAUUGCUUAGGGUAAGGACUGGACCUGAAUGCCCUGAGGGCAAUCAGAGGGAGCUAACGUGA